CACCUGGCGUGGCGCAGAGGGACACACGUAGCCUGAACGUGUGGGUGGCACACACCAGCACGCCUGGGCCUCACGGGAGCCAGCCUGGGAGAACGUGGCUUCAGAGCAGGGCAGGAUUUGCAAGGCAGAUGGCGCUUCUUCCGGCCAACAAAGAUAUCAUUUCCACAGGAAUGAAGGAAUUCAAUGCUCUGCUGAAUCAGCAGGUCUUCACUGACCCUCCGGUCUCAGAGGAAGCCAUGGUGACCAUCGUGAACGACUGGGUGAACUUCUACGUCAACUACUACCGGCAGCAGAUGACCGGAGAGCAGCACGAGCAGGACCAGGCCCUGGAGGAGCUCCGGAAGGAGCUGAACACUCUGUCCGCCCCUUUCCUGGCCAAAUACAGGGACUUCCUGAAGUCCUUGUGAGCACCCGCGCCACCCACCGCCUCUGUCCUCGCCCAGAGGCCAGCCUGCGGCGCCAGGAAACCCUGUUCCUGCCUGCUCCGCGGUCCUCAGGCCUGCUCCUUCUGGCUGUCCCUCUACCCGGACGCCCCAAUAAAGACGACACUGGC
Messenger RNA from Pipistrellus kuhlii (Kuhl's pipistrelle), 553 nucleotides. RefSeq names its product alpha hemoglobin stabilizing protein (gene AHSP). The transcript is spliced from 3 exons. Gene Ontology annotation, molecular function: hemoglobin binding. The record is from RefSeq and is a predicted model, not a curated record. Gene Ontology annotation, biological process: protein stabilization; erythrocyte differentiation; protein folding. Lineage: Eukaryota; Metazoa; Chordata; Mammalia; Chiroptera; Vespertilionidae. Bases 129 to 407 code for a protein of 92 amino acids. Gene Ontology annotation, cellular component: cytoplasm.